Cervus elaphus (red deer) is the source of this 2209-nucleotide messenger RNA. RefSeq names its product leukocyte immunoglobulin-like receptor subfamily A member 5. Gene Ontology annotation, molecular function: inhibitory MHC class I receptor activity. Bases 199 to 1113 code for a protein of 304 amino acids. Gene Ontology annotation, biological process: cytokine-mediated signaling pathway. The transcript is spliced from 6 exons. NCBI's taxonomy places the organism in Eukaryota, Metazoa, Chordata, Mammalia, Artiodactyla, Cervidae. The record is from RefSeq and is a predicted model, not a curated record.
AAGUACAGAUGGUGAACCUCUUCUUAAGGGCAGAUACUUUAAGCCUCACCCAGAGGAACUAGAGGGAAUGAGGAUGCUGACUGCCUUUGUUCUCACGGCGAUAGCAGGGCCACAACCUCACUUCCUGCAGGUCUGUGUCUCUUCCGGACAAGUCCGUUCAGCAUCAGCAAGUCCAGCGCUCAGCCUGAACUCGGGAUCAUGUCCGUGGUUCCUCCCUCGCUGCUCUGUCUUGGGUUGUGUCUGAGCCAGAGCACUUGGGCACAGACGGGUGAGUGUCUCUGUGAUACUCCUGAGGACCCAGCAGGGUUUAAGCCAGGAAAUCUCCCCCUGCCUCAUAUCACAGCUCUGCCUGGAUCCAUAGUUCCACCUAGGAGUCCUGUGACCCUCCUGUGUCAAGGACCUAAACAAGCUGAGCGGUAUAGGAUAUCAAAAGUGGGAAGCCCUGAGCUCAUGGACGAAGAGGAACAGAUCACACCCAGGAAGACCAACACUUUGAGUAUGGCAGAGAUUACAACAGACAAGACAGGGCUGUACCACUGCUCCUAUCAGAGAGGAGGCCGCUGGUCCCAGUUCAGUGACCCCCUGCAGCUGGUGAUGACCGAAGCUUAUGACAAGCCCUCCCUCUCCAGCAUGGCUGGCACAGCAGUGGCUCCAGGGGAGAAUGUGAAGUUGCAGUGUUUCUCCAAAAUCAACUAUGAUGUAUUUAUCCUCACCAAAGAAGAUGGAGAUCACAUCACCCAGAACCAAAGCUCCACCCCCCAGCACGGAGGACACCAGACCAUCUUCCUCUUGAAUCCAGUCUCCUCCACACAGGCAGGGACCUACAGAUGCUAUGGUGCCUUCCUCAACAAGCCCUAUGUGUGGUCUCAGCCCAGUGACCCACUGCAGCUUCAGGUCGAAGGAACCACUGACUCUCCCAGCAGCACACAGCCAAGAUGUGCAACUGGGGCAUCGGCACCUUAUGCCUCUUCUCCCACAGCGCCUGCCGCUUGGCGUCCUUCUGUGGAGACUCAAGUCCGCCUGAGCCUGGCUGCCCUGCUUCUCCUGGUCAUGGUCGUCCUGUUGACUGAAGCCUGGUGCAGCGGGGCGGGGUCCCUCAGUGAAGUCCGAUGAGCCCCCGCCCCAAUGGACUGGCGAGCGCCGAUGACCCUCCGCUGGUAUCAAAGCACUGUGCCCUCCUCUGGGGCGGAGACGGCCCUGGGCCACACAGCCGCGUAUGCGCUUCCUGUGGAACGCUUCCUGUGGAACCGGAAACGACGCCCCAGGGGCACCGCGGACGAGGGCAGCCCAGUGUUACUUCUCCUUCAGUUCUAGAGAGCAGAAGCCUAAACCUGUCCCCAAGCCUCCACUACUUGCUACUUUCCCGUUGCCGUUCUUGCCUUUUCCUGCUUCUAGACUCGGCCUGUGUUCCCUGUCGUGUAGCCCCCUCCUCCAGACCCAGGAGGGGAGCGCCUCUUCUCCUCUCUGACCUCUGCUUCCUUCCUCCCGUUUUGCCUCACACACCCCCACCCUCCCUUUUAACGAACACUUCUGGGCACUUGCCGGGGGUCCAGUGGUUAAGAAUCCGCCCUGCAAUGCAGGGGAUAUGUGUUUGAUGCCCGGUCAGGGAACUGAGAUUCCACAGGCUGCAGAGCAGCUAAGCCUGUGAGCAGCAACCAAAUGAAUAAAUAAGUAAAAUUACAUUUUAAAAAAGGACACGUGACUACAUUGGGCCCCCCCGCCCGUGACAACCUGCGAUAAGCCCCCACCCAAGAACCGUAAUUUCACCACAUCUCUAGUAUCCCUUUUGACGUGGAGGUUCUGGGUAGCUUUGCAAAACUGUAAUUAGGGGGCUAUUACUCACCCUGCCUCCUGGAGAUCACUGAGUCUGAUCUUUGAGCCAGAAAUCCUUGCUUUUAUGCCCUGUCUCACAGGAGAGACUCGGAAAUAAGCACGGGUUUUUGUUUUGCUUUAAUAUUUAAGUCUUUAUUGAAUUUGUUACAAUUUUGCUUCUGUUUUACGUUUUGGUUUUGGGGCCAUGAGGCAUGUUGGAUCGUAGGUCCCCGACCAGGGAUUGAACCCACAGCCCCCGCAUUAGGAGGUUAAGUCUUAACCACUGGCCCACCAGGGAAGUACCUGGGAAUAUAUGUUUUAAUACUCUUUAGAAUUUAGAACAGGACUUGAUUCAAACAGAGAUGAUGCUUAAUAAACUUUAUGUGUAAUGUGUAAA